This is a messenger RNA of Danio rerio (zebrafish), 1722 nucleotides long. RefSeq names its product claudin 10b (gene cldn10b). The record is from RefSeq and is marked validated. NCBI's taxonomy places the organism in Eukaryota, Metazoa, Chordata, Actinopteri, Cypriniformes, Danionidae. Gene Ontology annotation, molecular function: structural molecule activity. Gene Ontology annotation, cellular component: membrane; plasma membrane; bicellular tight junction.
GUGUGUUCAGAGUUCCUCCUCCUACCCUGGAUUAAAUACCGCCGCUCCUCUAGUGCUCUUCACAGGCUGGAGAAUGAGGAACAUGGCGAGAGAGAUCCUGGCCUUCAUCCUCUGCACGUCGGGCUGGGUGCUGAUCUCCUCCACUUUACCCACAGACUACUGGAAGGUGUCUUCGAUCGACGGCACGGUCAUCACCACAGCCACCUUCUGGUCCAACCUGUGGAAAACCUGCGUGACCGACUCCACCGGCGUCUCCAACUGCAAAGACUUCCCUUCAAUGCUGGCGCUGGACGGUUAUAUCCAGGUGUGCCGUGGCCUGAUGAUCACUGCUGUCUGUCUGGGUUUCUUUGGCUCCAUCUUUGCUCUGAUCGGGAUGAAGUGCACAAAGAUCGGCGGCCCGGACAAGUUCAAAGCCAGAGUCGUCUGCUUUGCUGGAUUCAACUUCGCUUGUACUGGUCUGUGCUCUCUGACCGCGUACUCGCUCUACGCUCACAGGAUCACCUCGGAGUUUUUCGACCCCAUGUUUGUAGCGCAGAAGUAUGAGCUGGGCGCCGCUCUGUUCAUCGGCUGGGCUGGAUCCACUCUGUGUCUGCUCGGAGGAGCGCUCUUCACCCUGUCCAUGGCUGACGGCAGCAGCAAGAAGAGUUCUCCGAACAGAAGAGUCGCGUCUCUAAUGUCGGGAGCGAUGCCUCAGAGUCAGACGUCCCACACCAGGAGGACUCUUCCAGAAUACAGCAGCACUCCACAGCACUUCGACAAAAACGCCUACGUAUAACACACAGCGGACGUCAUCUCAAGAGCUUCUGUAGCUUUUAUGAAGAGUUCGCUGAGCAGAAGUGAAGAGUAACUCACUCCUGAGCUCCUCACAAGACUUCUGUUCGUCUACUCAAAGGAAGAAAUUUGUACAUUUAAUUUGCUUUUUUAUUGUAGAUGACAAACAGUUUUAUAACUUGAGGAAAUUUGCAUUUUUUACUUCUGAUCGUAGUAUAGAGCGGGAUUUGGCUGUGAAUACAUCUGGGCAUCGAGUCAUGUUCAGUCUCUUAUUGGCGCAGGAGUGCAGUUCACUGAAUGGCCAGCGGUGUCGCUAAAAUCAAGAGUUUCACAGUUGUGCACACAGCCUACAUUUCUUACGGCUCAUUCACACGGGCCGUCAGCGUCAACGCUUCCCAUUCACUUUGAAUGGUUGACGUCAAGCGUUGCCCAACUGCAUUGUGGAUCUGUCGGCGCCGCUUCAGAGGCGUUGCUCGCUGCAGACGGACUUUCUAAACUUUUCAAGCGCAGAAGCGUCAGCCAAUCAGAUCGCUGUAUGCAAAUACACCAGCUAGACAGUGGCCUAUUGCUGACUGAAUUUCAUUGGCUGACGCUGCUAUGACGAUCGCUUCAGCCCCAAUUUCAGGCACGCCCUCAGUCAAGCGUUGACGCUGAAGCCCCGUGUGAAUGGAGAGAUAAUCGACAAAAUAUUCAAUGUAAAAUAAAGUUUUUCAAGAACUGAAAUUACACCAAAUGCAAAAUGACGUGUUCAUGUGAGUAAAUGAACAAACAUGGCGAUAGUGGUGAAACUGCUGCAAGUGGCACGAAUACCACAAACUGAUUCAUUUCUGGAACAGAGCAUUCAGAUUGCUACACAAAUCUGGCAAAUUUUGCAUGAAGUAUAUCUUUUUCUGAAGGUUUUAGCUCUGAACAUUUGGCUGAACAGUUCAUUAAACAUCUUUGUGUUUCAAA